This is a messenger RNA of Passer montanus (Eurasian tree sparrow), 771 nucleotides long. RefSeq names its product zinc finger protein 239-like. Lineage: Eukaryota; Metazoa; Chordata; Aves; Passeriformes; Passeridae. Gene Ontology annotation, molecular function: RNA polymerase II transcription regulatory region sequence-specific DNA binding; DNA-binding transcription factor activity, RNA polymerase II-specific. Gene Ontology annotation, cellular component: nucleus. Gene Ontology annotation, biological process: regulation of transcription by RNA polymerase II. The record is from RefSeq and is a predicted model, not a curated record.
AUGGAGAAGGCCAUGAGGAAGAGGAAGAUGGCCUGGGAGCCCCAGGCAGGGAAGGAGCUGAGCAUGGAGACCAGGGAGGACAAAUCCCUGCAGCAGAACCUCGUGGAAAAGGCCAUUUUGAGUGGCUCCACAGCACAGGAAUCCAACGAGGAGGAAAAGACACGAAGAUCCCUCACGAGGAGGGGCUGCAAACGCAGAUCACGGGGAUCUGAGGAGGAAAGACCCACCCUGUGCCAGGGUGAUGGCUGGAGCUCGGAGCUGGGGGUCCAUGAGCAGCUUUAGGAUUGCGAGAAGCCCCACAAGUGCUCGGAAUGUGGGAAGAGCUACAGAAAGAGAUCCCACCUGACUGACCAUUGGAUAAUCCACACUGGGGAAUGGCCCUACGAGUGUCUUGAGUGUGGGAUGAGCUACCUGACUGUCCACCAGAGAAGCCACACUGGGGAGAGGCCUUACGAGUGUGAUAAAUGCAGGAAGAGGUUUCAGACCAGCUCCAGUCUGCUCCAGCACGAAUGCAUUCACACAGAUGAGAGGCCCUUCCACUGCUCUGACUGUGGGAAGGGCUUCAGGAACAACUCCUCUCUCAUCAGGCACCGGUGCAUCCACACUGGGGAGAGGCCUUACAAGUGUGAUGAAUGCUGGAAGAGGUUUCAUACCAGCUCUGAUCUCCUGCACCUGCGGAUUCACACAGAGGAGAGGCCCUUCUGCUGUCCCGACUGCAGGAUGGAGUUCAAACACAACUCCCAUCUUGUCCCGCACCGGCGCAUCCACACU